This is a messenger RNA of Molossus molossus (Pallas's mastiff bat), 1935 nucleotides long. RefSeq names its product glycine receptor alpha 2 (gene GLRA2). Gene Ontology annotation, biological process: regulation of membrane potential; nervous system process; signal transduction. The transcript has 11 exons. Gene Ontology annotation, molecular function: glycine binding; transmembrane signaling receptor activity; transmitter-gated monoatomic ion channel activity. Gene Ontology annotation, cellular component: plasma membrane; synapse; neuron projection. The record is from RefSeq and is a predicted model, not a curated record. Bases 721 to 1812 code for a protein of 363 amino acids. Lineage: Eukaryota; Metazoa; Chordata; Mammalia; Chiroptera; Molossidae.
AGCACCCUGUAGCUGAACGGCCAGUCACUCUUUGCCUUUGAAUGACAGGCAUGCCCCCUCUUGAACGCCUCUCCCCGACCCCCGCCCCAAUGAAAAAGGAAACAUGCGCACUUCAGAGCUAGAAGCUGUCCUAGUGCUGAAAUUUAUAGGCUGGGAAACUAGAUUCCUGCCAGGUUUUGAAUCUGGACAAUAGAUAGAUACUUUGUCCUAGCUUCUUUCUGGAAUCAUUUCGGGGAUAUUAUCCACAAGCAUCACAGAAACAGGAAUGAACCGGCAGCUAGUGAACAUUUUGACAGCCUUGUUUGCAUUUUUCUUAGAGACACACCACUUCAGAAACAAGAGAAAUGAAACAUAUAGCAGCAAUGCUAUGAGUACUGGGAAAACCCACUAUGUUCCUUUCAGGUCCAUACCUCUUACUAUGAUUAAGAAAAAUUGUAGGCUGAAUUUUAUUAGAAUCAUCAUCAUCAUCAUCAUCAUCAUCAUCUUCACUUUCACCACCACCACCAUCACCAUCAUAAUCAAAUAGUACUUGAUUAACCAGAUGAUUCUGCGUAUGGGAAUGACGACUUUCUGCAAAGACCAUGACUCCAGGUCUGGAAAACAACCUUCGCAGACUCUAUCUCCUUCAGAUUUCUUGGACAAAUUAAUGGGAAGGACCUCAGGAUACGAUGCAAGAAUCAGACCAAAUUUUAAAGUUUUGGAUCAGUCACAGAAACCACCAUGGAUUACCGAGUGAACAUUUUUCUGAGACAACAGUGGAAUGAUUCACGGUUGGCAUAUAGCGAGUACCCUGAUGAUUCCCUAGACUUGGACCCAUCAAUGCUGGACUCUAUUUGGAAACCAGAUUUGUUCUUUGCCAAUGAGAAGGGUGCCAACUUCCACGAUGUCACCACCGACAACAAAUUGCUUCGGAUUUCAAAAAAUGGCAAAGUGCUUUACAGUAUCAGGCUCACUUUGACCUUAUCCUGUCCCAUGGACUUGAAGAAUUUUCCAAUGGAUGUCCAGACUUGUACAAUGCAGCUGGAAAGUUUUGGAUACACGAUGAAUGACCUGAUAUUUGAGUGGUUAAGUGAUGGUCCAGUUCAAGUUGCUGAAGGAUUGACCCUGCCUCAAUUUAUUUUAAAGGAAGAGAAGGAACUUGGAUACUGCACAAAACACUACAAUACAGGAAAAUUUACUUGUAUCGAGGUUAAGUUUCACCUGGAACGCCAGAUGGGAUAUUAUUUGAUCCAGAUGUACAUCCCCAGUCUCUUGAUAGUCAUUCUGUCCUGGGUCUCCUUUUGGAUAAACAUGGAUGCAGCACCUGCCAGGGUUGCACUGGGCAUCACCACCGUUUUAACGAUGACCACCCAGAGUUCAGGUUCCAGGGCAUCUCUGCCCAAGGUCUCCUAUGUCAAAGCGAUUGACAUCUGGAUGGCAGUGUGCCUUCUGUUCGUGUUUGCUGCCUUACUGGAAUACGCAGCAGUGAACUUUGUCUCCAGGCAACACAAGGAGUUCCUGCGGCUCCGAAGAAGACAGAAGAGGCAGAAUAAGGAAGAAGAUGUUACUCGUGAAAGUCGUUUUAAUUUCAGUGGUUAUGGGAUGGGUCACUGCCUCCAAGUGAAGGAUGGAACAGCUGUCAAGACCACACCUGCCAACCCAAUCCCACAACCCCCAAAAGAUGCAGAUGCCAUCAAGAAGAAGUUUGUGGACCGAGCAAAAAGGAUUGACACGAUAUCUCGAGCUGCCUUCCCAUUGGCCUUCCUCAUUUUCAACAUCUUUUACUGGAUCACAUACAAGAUCAUUCGGCAUGAAGAUGUCCACAAGAAAUAGAUGUGCCAUGCCCUUCAGACCCUGGGACCUUCUUGCCUAAGUGUUGUGCUUGUAAAUACACACAGUGAAAUUGUCUUUAUAUCACUUUGACAGAGGAGAAGAUUGGGGGAGGGGGGAGGGAGG